UCUACUCUUUCUGAUUGCUCUGUGCUACCAUUUAAAUAAGGAUCCGUCGAUAUAAACAAGGCUGAGUGUUGCGAUUUUAUAUGGACAUCGCGUUGAACAUCGCAGUAUACAGCCUACCUUACAUACAUCUGUAACCGACUCGGGAUCAGCAUGAGAGUGGUCAUUUUUGUACUCGUGGCUGUUUGCAUUGUGGCCGUGGCAGUGGGGAAAAGAUUUUGUAGUUCGCAAAAUGAUUGCCUGAAAGGAGAAUGCUGUCGUAACAACCAGCUCAGAGGGAAGAGGUCAGUGUAUGGAGUAUGCGAGCCAUUGGGUAACGCUGGUUCAAAUUGUUACCUGAGCCUCUUCCAGGUCUCUGAGGGUGUCUAUUCCAGCUGUCCAUGUGUUCGGGGUUUGGAGUGUAAGGGCUCAGGAUUAGUUGAAGUCCCUUACGGGGAAAUGGGAACCUGUGUGAGGCCAUCCUGUAAGUCGGCAGCCGAUUGCGGACCGGAUGAAUGCUGUGUUAACCCCAACCGUCCAAGAGGGAAGAAGAAAAGGUCUACCGGUUAUGUUUGCCAGAGUAUGAAAAACAUAGGAGACGGUUGUUUGGUAAGUUACGGAUCCGGAGUUCCGUCAUCGGUUGGGUUCAUGUGUCCCUGCAAAGCCGGUCUUACCUGUACUCCGAGUGGCUACUCAGACAUGCCCCUGGGACCCAUGGGAACGUGCACUUCUGGAUUGGUGGAAAAGUUAUCGCCCCGUUAAAUCUUAGAGCUGAUGAGCACAAGACUUCGAACGUCUUAUUAUUCCCUGGAAAAAUCUUCUAACAAAUUACCAUAACUUUAUAGUUUCUUUACCAGGUAUGAGGCGUAGCUUCAAAAGCCGCUCUGAGUUCUGAAUACGAUUCGUUUAUAAAAUACUACAGUGUUACACUCGUUGGCCAAAAGGCUCCAUGUUCUUCAGCGCUAGUAGCUCUUCCUUCAUAGGAUAGGAAGUGUAUUUCUUCGGCAAUAAAAAAAAAUGAUUAAAUCUAAAA
Messenger RNA from Liolophura sinensis, 1009 nucleotides. RefSeq lists its product as uncharacterized. Gene Ontology annotation, cellular component: extracellular region. Gene Ontology annotation, biological process: lipid catabolic process; digestion. Bases 151 to 738 code for a protein of 195 amino acids. Gene Ontology annotation, molecular function: enzyme activator activity. Lineage: Eukaryota; Metazoa; Mollusca; Polyplacophora; Chitonida; Chitonidae. The record is from RefSeq and is a predicted model, not a curated record. The transcript is spliced from 6 exons.